AGCAUCAAAAAACGAAGCGUCGCUGUUUAACUAGUUAAAUUAGCUAAAUGUGACAAUUGGCGGAGACAGAAUGUCAAGUGAUAUAGGCAACCAACUGAAGGGCAACCGGUCCGAUGUGGAGAAGGUCUACAAACUGGUGGAAGUCAAGUUCCGGGAGUUGUCCGGAGGAUCUCUUCCCCUAAGAUACGAGGUGAAUGUGCUGCGCCAUAUUUGCUUGGCCCUGCAGGCCAAUCUUCACCAGAAUGCGGAUCUCUUCGUGGAUAUAAUGGCUAUAAUGCUGCCACGCGUGGUUCCCAACGAGGAGAAGCCCAGUUUGUGGGAGGCGCACUUGAGCAGUCUGCGAUACAUACAUCAUGGGCUGUGCCAGGAGCGAUCCAUAGACGCCUGCCAGAAGCUGUACAAUCUCAUCCGAUCCCAACCCUGCCGCCUGCAAGAGGAUGCGGACUACAAAAUCUAUCUGGACAUUCAUUUGACGCACUUUAACGGCCUGCAUUUGCAGCUGCAAAAGCAAAAACUUCCCUUGGAGGCCACACAUCAGCUCUGCUAUGCCCUGGAAUCCCUGGGAGAGCUAUUCGAGGUCAUGAGCCAAAGGAAAAUGACCCAAUGUGGACCACUAUUAGUUCAACUAAAUGAGAAAAUGUUUGGCAAACGAAGCAGGACAUUCUUCAAGUCCCUGAGUUUCCUGCCCUUGGAGAGCCAAGCCAAGAUGUUUAACCCUCUGCUGAAGCUACUGGCCGGCAGCUCUACUUCGGAUUUAGCCAACCUAUUUCCCGAGUAUCUGAGCUUCACCUUGGCCCUUGUGCAAAUCGACAUGUUAUGUCCGGAGCCCCACCAGCAACUAGCGCUGCAGCUGUUGCGCAUGUGCAAGGAGCUGUUCCGGCAGGAAUCCAACCUAUGCUACGCUCUGCAGCUGCUAUACUACUACAUCAAGUUGAUUUACCUCCGGGAAUCUAUGGCUGACUUUAAACGCACCUAUAUUGACCUGUCACGCAAAUUUCAAAGCUUCUUCGAGCACAAAGGCGCUGCUCACGCGAAGGAGCAGUGGCUUACGGACUUGCUGGUGGCCAUUCAAUUGCUGCAGACGCUAAUCCAUCAAAGAGGCAGCAAAUCCCAGUCGCCCUUUGAGUUCUUUUGGCAGCAGUUCGACGGUGAGGGCAGUCCGGAGAUCUAUACAGCGCACUUUCAGUUGCUUCAGAGCUGCGGUGGAUCGGCGGUUAAUAUUGCGAGAAGUCCGUUGGGCUGCAGUUGCUCUCAUGAGGCCUGCAAAAGCGUGAGGAGGCACUGCAUUUUGGCCUAUGGGUUAUGCGCAUUGGAUGCCUACAUUAACUGGCAACCGACGCAGGAGCAGAAAGUAGACAUGGGACCCCACAAACCGCUGCGGGAAAUAGUGAAAUACUCAAUGGAUGUGGCCAAGACCAUGAAGUGCCUGGGCCCCACCAGCGUGGAGCUCAUCAAGUUGGUGCGCCAGCUUACUUAUGUGGCCGAUCAGGUGUCCUGUCCAGAGCAGAUGAACCUGUUGAUUCCCCUCGUGGAACCACUGCAGAAGCUAAGGCCUCUGAUUGCGGAUCAGGAGAUGAGUGUAAUGCUGCGACGUCUCUUCAAGGCCAGCUGCCAUUGCAAGGAUCCCAAUAUGGCAGGCCGCUUGCAGGCUAGUUAUUUGGCCUCACUCACGAAUCCAGCCCGUUUGAGAUCCCAGAUAUGUACGUACUACCACAAUCGGGGAAAGGAGGAGAAGGAGAUCAGUCGCUGCGUCUACGAGUGGCACGAGUCCUGCCCACUGCCUAAUUCGCUUACGCCUGCUCAGAAGAAACAGCUCUAUGAUAUCGAUUUCUUUGCUGUGCUGCAUUAUUUAAGAAGUCCACCUCAGGCACUUAUGCAAUCGCUUAUCCGCUGUCGAAUGAGUGAUUACCAUCUUGUACUCAUGGCCAGGCAAAUGCGAACCGAUGCCUCUACUCUGGAGGAGUGCAAGAAGGUUCGCUCGAAGCUAAAGCAACAGGGUUCCCUCAGCCGAAUGGAGCACUUGUGCCUGGGCCACAUAAGUGUUGGAUUACUCCUAGAGGCACUGGAGGAUCAGAAGACAAAGGUUUCGACCAAAGAGGUAACCGAGACCUUGUUCGAAGAGCUUUUGCUCAGGCCGAACUUGUCGCAGAUGAACCUACAUCGAGAGCAGCGCUUAGUCCAGUUUGCUGGUGAAGCUGUCUCGGCCUUUAGCUACUUUUUCUACCAAGCCGAUUGGGAGCCUUUGGGCGUAGAGGAAACUUCAAUUGACUGGGAGGCUUUGAUUGACGAUGCUGUAACUUGCGCCAUGGCUCUUUCGAGUAUGGGCUAUCAAUCGCCAGAGGAUGAUGCCUGGUUGCUGCUCCUGCGGAUGGGCCACUGGCUGGAAGAUCGAUUCACAUAUCUUCGAGCGCUGAACCAUUUCCUUGCCCAGAAUGAUGUUAAUUCUAGACUGAAGCUGCAGCUGUCCGAGGAGGUGGAAAGGGCAGAGGAAUUUCUGGAUGAUUUGUGGCCACAAUUGCAAAGCGGAAGAUUCUUUAAGCGACAGCAUACCACAGUAUUGCUCUGUUUUUGUCACCUGGCUAGCUACUAUGCCCGAAUGGGUUGCAUGAGCACUGCCCAGCUGCUUUUACUUCAAGUGGAACAGCUUCGCGGAGAGUUUCCUGAACGAUUGGGCAAGAGUGAUAUUGUAUUGAUCACCCUGCAAACAGUUCGUUUUCGACUUGGCUAUCAGCAAAGGAAGCCAAAGACACCCAUGAUGAUUACGCCCCUGCGACAAUUGGACACUCUUUUGGACAAUGUGCGGAACUUUUGCAAUCUUUCCAGUUUAGAUGGUGGCUCGUUGCAGCUGCUUCUAUCGACCCUCGUCAGAGAAAGCACCGAAUGCUCGGCAAACAGACUAAGCGAACGACUGGCCUUCUCCAACAUUGCACUCCAUUUGGCCCUCCAAUCUGGUUUGGCUCUAAGAACCAUCGAGGUAUUCCUGGCCUGGUUGUGGACCAAUCUACAAAUGGAAAACUUCGACAAGGCGCAGUCAAAGUUGCGACUCAUCGAGCACUGUUUGGACAUCAGGCGCCUGACUCCAAAGGAAGCUUCCCUAGAAAAGGAAGCGAUCAAAGAGCCGGCUAUGAUUGACCUAACAAGCAAUAUGCAACUCCUUCAGUUGGUGGAGCCCAUCAGGAAGCAGCAGACUUUGGGUGUGAACUCGCCAAAUCUGGUCAACAUGCGACUGAAUAGUCCAAACCCCCAACUGAACUUGGAUCGAUAUCUAAACUUAGAUGUGGCGCCUUCUACUAUUCGCGAAAACUCUCAGCUUCAGUGCCUAUACUUUAUAAUGGGUUGUCUGCAUGCACGUCUUCGUUUUCUUCAGAGGAAUACUGAUCAGUUAGAUGAGUUUUACGAAAAAACGGAUAACUGGCUGCUGGAAAAACCUCAGAUGAGUGCUUCUUUGGGAUCGAUGUUGCAGGUGCAGCAGCUCUAUCAUCUAAACUUUCUGCGCUUUAGACGAAAGCAUGUGGAGGCUAUAUCAACGGCUCAGUUGGGUCUUAAAAUGCGACUGCAAGCGGUCGAUAUAAACUUCACGUACAACUUCAUGGCUCAGCUGAAGACAGCUCAUCUGGAGCUCAAACCGGUGGUACAGGAGAAACCAAAAGGCAAAACACUGCGACGGGCAUUGGUUUUCAGUCAAUCACCUGAAGAUAAGAGCCGAGCAGCAGCGGGAUUAGCCUCAGCAGUAAAGGAUAAGGCCUCCAAGGCCAAACAGUCAGCCAAAAAGGCGCCCAGAUUCCGAAUUUAUGAGGAGUUGGAGCUACGACCACCAAGUGCUGCCAGUUGCAGUAGCGGAGGAAGCGGAUCGGAGAACACUCCGCCCUCGAAUCAGGUGGAUCUCAAUGCCUGUCAACCGAUCGAGAUAAGCGACGAUGAUGAGUUACUUUCCCUUCCCCUGAAAAAGUCCCAAUCGAAAACAGCGGCUAAAUCAAAGGCAAAACCCACGGCAAAGGUCUGUGAAGUCAUAUCAUUGGAUACUAGCUUGGAAGCUGCACCCAAGCCAUCAGUGACGAUGAGUGCGAGGAGCACCAGAGCUAGGAUACGCCAACCUGCGGAGACACCAAAGACGGCGACCCUUUCAUCCAGGCGACCCAGACGACAGGUGUCGGAACCACAGGCUCCAGAAACGGAGUCCAUUGGCACACGCACACGGCACAGGCACUGAUUAGACAAACAUUCUCUUUAUUAGUUGUAUUUCUUAUACUUAUUUAAAAGUCUUUCUAUUCAAAUAUAUUGUUUGUAAGUGUUAAAAGAACGCUGAUGAGGUAAA
Molecule: messenger RNA, 4315 nt
Organism: Drosophila subpulchrella
Lineage: Eukaryota; Metazoa; Arthropoda; Insecta; Diptera; Drosophilidae
Product: protein three rows
Exons: 3
Coding region: 71-4210 (1379 amino acids)
Source: RefSeq, a predicted model, not a curated record